Messenger RNA from Drosophila persimilis, 487 nucleotides. RefSeq lists its product as uncharacterized. The record is from RefSeq and is a predicted model, not a curated record. Lineage: Eukaryota; Metazoa; Arthropoda; Insecta; Diptera; Drosophilidae. The transcript is spliced from 2 exons. Bases 119 to 487 code for a protein of 122 amino acids.
AGAGGAGGUCAAUGAGAGAAAUUCCAGCACCAGCAAAAACUCAACUUCACGACUCGAAGCAUCUACUCGCUCCAACGUCAGCUUUCAAUGUGUAUUUGUAUCCGAAACGGGCAACAGUAUGCGGUGGCAGCUCUCAAUUUUGCUGCUGGCUGCUGGCUUGUCGGUAGGCGCUGCUUACCGUCUGCGUCGUCAGGUAAUUGCACCGACCUGGCUAAGGGAUCCUUUUGUUCUGCCCGCCUUGAAUGCCUCCAAGGUGGUAGUAACGCCGCAAAAUCUGCGGGAAACGGCUGCCAUACGCACAACAAUACAAAAGGCCGUCGCAGAGGACACCUAUGUGGUAGCUGCCAGUCCACCGCCGGAGCUUCAGACGCCAGUAGGCAGCAUAUGGCCAAUGCCAGUGCCAUUUGCACCAACACCGUUGUCCCAGCCAUGGAAUCUAGCGCUGCCAAAUUGGGGCAUAUUUAGCCUCUGGCCCACAAUGGGCUAG